Anthonomus grandis grandis is the source of this 1679-nucleotide messenger RNA. RefSeq lists its product as uncharacterized. The transcript has 2 exons. Lineage: Eukaryota; Metazoa; Arthropoda; Insecta; Coleoptera; Curculionidae. Bases 769 to 1599 code for a protein of 276 amino acids. The record is from RefSeq and is a predicted model, not a curated record.
UUUUUUAUUAUAAUUAUAUAUUAAAUAUUUGGAAUUAGUUUAAUAGAAUAUUUAGUACAAUCUAUAUUGUUACGACGCUUUCAUAAUAAGUUACGUAUAUUAAUGGCUAUUGCGCUCCCAUUUAAAUAAAUAGAAAACAUAUUUAGAAAAUGCAUCCUAUUGAAAAUAAAAUAGACUUGUUUACAACCAAGUAUACUAAAUACAAUAAUUUACUUCAAGUAUAAUAGUUUUUUAUAUACAUAUAUUUUUCAGUUUUAUUUAUUGAUUCCUGAGGUUGUUUUUACUUUUCAAUAUAUCGAUGGUUUAAAGUACAAAUAUUGUAUGUCCGCUUUUUGUCCAUUUCGGGGUAAAGGUAUAGUUUGAACCCAGUAGGGCGGAUCUAUAAUCUGUACAAAUAUUGUAUGUCCAGAAUGACGAGUAAGGUGGGGAUCAACACUUCACUCAUAUUGUAAAACCACAGACUAAUAAGUUCUGUCUAAGCACAAAAAUAGUAAGUCCGGACAUACAAUAUUUGUGUUUUUUUAGAACAAUUAACAAGAGCUCAAAUAUUGUAUAUCCGGACAUAACAUAAAUGUGCGCUGUAGUAUUAUUGACAACAUUAUUGCAACUUUUAGCAUAAGUUUCCAAAUUAUUGACCUUGCUUUGAAAAAACGUGGUCCAGGUGGAGCUUAUAUUGGUACUGAUGGACGAAAAGGAAAAAUUCCUGCCAAUAUUACAUCCGAAAAAGCAACAAAUCAUGUUAAAAAACAUAUAGACAGCUUUCCUCGUAUGGAAAGUCACUACAGUCGGCGCGAUACGAAAAAAUUGUAUUUGGCAGCUCAUUUGAAUUUAUCUGUUAUGUAUCGUUUGUAUGUUGAAAUUUAUUGUACAAGUGAAUCAAUCCCUCCUGUUUCUAUUAAUGUUUACCGAAAAAUAUUUAAUAGUUAUGAUCCACAACUGUCGUUCCAUGUCCCUAAAAAGGACCAAUGUUCCACAUGGAAUGUGUAUUAUAGCACUACAGACAAAACCAAUUUGGAAGAAAGCUGGCAACUUCACAAAAAGAAGGAGAAAGAAGCAAUGGAGAUGAAAGAUGCAGAUAAAAAAAGAUCAUUAGAAGACUCAAUCUACCGAGCAAUUUCUUUUGAUUUAGAAGCUAUUUUGUUAGUCCCCUUUUCCGCUGAUUCUCAAAUCUAUUACAAGCGUAAGCUCUCUGUUUUUAAUUUCACCAUAUUUGAUUCUUUUGAUCACAGUGGUCACUGUUUCCUUUGGGAUGAAACUCAUGGCUCUAAAGGAGCUUCAGAAAUUGGUACGUCCCUACUAAAGUAUUUGUACAACUUACCUCAGACUGUGUCACAUGUUUCUAGUUUUUCUGAUAUUUCCGGAGGGCAAAAUCGGAAUCAAUUUGUUACUGCAGCGAUGUUGUUUGCUGUCAAUAAAGUUGAACACUUACAAAUUGUAGAUCUAAAGUUCAUGGAAUCCGGCCAUUCCUAUCUAGAGGCAGAUUCAAUACACGCCACUUAUGAACGAGCACGUAAACAUCGAAAAAUUUUCACAACCGAAGAAUGGGGGUUGUUAAUAGAAAUGAUUUUUAUGACUUACAGGAACUGGCGUCACUUGUAAUGCAAAAUACCAAAGUAAAUACUUCUAAGGAACAAAUAAAAUGGCUUCACAUUAAAUGGCUAAGAUUUGAUAAAUCUAAA